AUGUCGUCUUCCGAACCGACGGGCGAUCCGCGCACGUCGGAUGGCGGCCCUGGGCGGGAGCCCCUCGUCGGGUCGGGCGGUGAUAAGCUGAGCGGCUUGCGUUCCCCGCCCGCCCUCCUCAUCUCCAAAUCAUCCGACGGAUUCUUUUUGCCUGGUACUUGGUACUUGGUACUUGGUACUUGGUACUCGGAGCAGGUGGAUGAUCGGGGCGACACGACACGACAAGACUGGAUAUACGGCUACAACGGAAGACAAAGUACUUCCGCAGAAAGUAGGAAAUGGCACACUCGGGAGCGUUCCAAGUUGAACAAAUCAGUGCUCAACAUCGAACAGCCGCAAGAAACCAACAAGGAAGACACCAUGCCUACCGUCACCGUCAACAACCACGAGAUAUACUACGCCGACUCCCACCCGGACGGCGCCCCCGCCAACGGCUCAACAUUCAUCUUCAUCCACGGACUCGGUUCCUCGCAGAACUACUACUUCCCCAUCCUGCCGUACCUCGAAACGCAGCACCGGUGCAUCACCCUGGACACCUAUGGCUCCGCCCGCUCGACCUACACGGGCCAGCCGGUGUCCAUCGAAUCCAUUGCCGCCGACGUGGUCGGCGUGCUGGAUGCUCUGAAGGUGGCCCAGGCCGUGGUCGUCGGCCACUCGAUGGGCGGACUGGUGGUGACGCUCCUGGGCGCGCAGUAUGCGGAUCGCGUGAAGGCCGUCGUCGCCAUUGGCCCAACUCACCCGUCCGACAAAUUGGCCUCGGUCAUGACCCAGCGCAGCGAGACGGUCUCCAACUCGGGCAUGGAGCCCAUGGCCAACACCAUCCCCAGCGGCGCCACCGGCACCCGCUGCUCGCCGCUCGCCAAAGCCCUGAUCCGCGAGUUGAUCCUGGGACAGAACCCCAAGGGCUACGCGGCGCUCUGCCAGGCGAUCGCCAAAGCGCCCGCCAUCGACUACGCGGCCAUCUCGGCCCCGUUCCUGCUGAUCGCGGGCGAGGAGGACAAGUCAGCCUCGCUGGAGGGGUGUCAGCAUAUUUUCGAUCGGGUGUCGAGCGGGAGCAAGAAGAUGGAGGUUCUGGCGCAGAUCGGACAUUGGCAUUGCGUCGAGGCGCCGGAGGAGGUGAGCGGGCUGAUUCGGGAGUUUGCUGCUGCUUUGUAGUUCUUGUUGGUAGAGUUGUUUCUUAUAAUGGGUGGCGGUCCUACAAUGAAAGCACUUGAGAGAUGAGGUUUGGGUCGAAGGAGUAGACUGAGGAAUGUCUUUCACUCCCCGAGCUCAGGAUCGUCUGAAACAGUCACAUGACGAAGUAUAGAAAUGAAUAACAUAGUUCGGUAUCACAUCAAUCAAUAUAU
Messenger RNA from Aspergillus brunneoviolaceus CBS 621.78, 1346 nucleotides. Its product is annotated as alpha/beta fold hydrolase. The record is from RefSeq and is a predicted model, not a curated record. Bases 1 to 1155 code for a protein of 384 amino acids. The transcript has 3 exons. Lineage: Eukaryota; Fungi; Ascomycota; Eurotiomycetes; Eurotiales; Aspergillaceae.